This is a messenger RNA of Penicillium maclennaniae, 1548 nucleotides long. It is a transcript of the gene sxa2, whose product is annotated as putative pheromone processing carboxypeptidase (Sxa2). The transcript is spliced from 5 exons. Bases 1 to 1548 code for a protein of 515 amino acids. The record is from RefSeq and is a predicted model, not a curated record. Lineage: Eukaryota; Fungi; Ascomycota; Eurotiomycetes; Eurotiales; Aspergillaceae. Gene Ontology annotation, biological process: proteolysis. Gene Ontology annotation, molecular function: serine-type carboxypeptidase activity.
AUGUUGCUGAAGUCAGUCCUGACCUCGGGUCUCCUGGCCCUUUCUAUGGGCGUGGAGACUGUCGAGGCUACAAAGUUCGGACGUCUCGGUAACCUCGUUCGUGCUCCUCUCGAUCGUGCGAAGAAAGUCGUCGAGUCGACGCACGCCAAGGCAAUCCGUUCUACGCAGGAUUUCCGCUUUCUGAGCUCCAAGACCAAGGAGUACCUGGUCAGCAGCCUGCCCGAUGUCAAGUUUGAUCUUGGUGAGAUGUACUCGGGUCUUGUCCCUAUCAAAGAGGGCGAUGAUUCCCGACAGCUGUUCUUCGUCUUCCAACCCACCAUUGGUAAGCCUGUUGAUGAAGUUACCAUCUGGCUGAAUGGUGGUCCUGGCUGUAGCUCUAUGGAGAGUUUCCUGCAGGAGACUGGCCGUUUCCUCUGGCAACCUGGUACUUUCGCGCCCGUUGAGAACCCCUAUUCGUGGGUGAAUCUGACCAAUGUGCUUUGGGUCGAUCAGCCCGUUGGAACCGGUUUCUCCAUUGGCACUCCAACUGCCACUACCCAGGAGGAGACUGCGCAGGACUUCAUCAAGUUCUUUAAGAACUUCCAGAAGACUUUCGGUAUCAAGAACUUCAAAAUCUUCGUGACUGGCGAGAGUUAUGCUGGUCGCUACGUUCCAUACAUCUCGGCCGCUAUGCUAGACGAGAAGGACAAGGAAUACUUCGACUUGCAGGGUGCCUUGGCCUAUGACCCUUGCAUUGGCCAAUUUGACUACGUCCAAGAGGAGAUUCCCGCUGUGCCAUUUGUGCAGAAGAACGCCAACCUCUUUGGCUUCAACGAGACUUUCAUGGCCGAUCUCGAGCACCUACACAAAAAGUGUGGCUAUGCCGACUACAUCGACAAGUAUCUGACCUUCCCUCCCCCUCACGAGCAGCCUCCUCUGUUCUUCAAUUACACCAAAGACGCGGAAUGCGAUGUGUUCGACAUCAUCUACGAUGAAACCUUCAAGGUCAACCCGUGCUGGGAUCUCUACGAGAUCAGCUCGAUGUGUCCCUUGCUGUGGGACGUUCUGGCCUUCCCGGGCUCUCUGGACUACCAAGCUCCCGGAUCAACGGUGUAUUUUGACCGCGAGGACGUCAAGAAUGCAAUGCACGCCCCCAACAUCACUUGGUCCGAGUGCUCGAAUGAACCCGUCUUCGUUGGUGGCAGUGCCGGUCCCGAACAAGAGGGCGACACCUCGGCCAACCCCAUUGAGAAGGUCCUCCCCAAGUCAUCGAAGCCACCAACCGCGUCCUCAUCGGCAACGGCGACUACGACAUGGUCAUUAUCACUGAUGGAGAAGCCCGAAACCCCUAUCGACAUCGAGAUUCCAGAUCUCAUGUACAAAUGGGUAUUUGACGACAACGGCUACAACGGCCUCGAUGGAGGUCAGGGUAUCAUGGGCAUCCAGCACUACGAGCGUGGUCUGAUGUGGGUUGAAACGUACAUGUCCGGCCAUAUGCAGCCGCAGUACCAGCCGCGUUCAUCAUACCGUCAUCUGGAAUGGUUGCUCGGGCACACCGAUCAUAUCUGA